Messenger RNA from Myxozyma melibiosi, 1772 nucleotides. RefSeq lists its product as uncharacterized. The record is from RefSeq and is a predicted model, not a curated record. The transcript has 4 exons. The coding region runs from base 100 to 1368 and encodes 422 amino acids. Lineage: Eukaryota; Fungi; Ascomycota; Lipomycetes; Lipomycetales; Lipomycetaceae.
CCAGCACGCGUCGGGGCUAUUCUACUCUUGAACCAGCAACAGCCCGUCACUUUCGGAGAAUCAUCUGCGGACGCCUGCCGAUUUUAGUGCAGACUGACGAUGACCACCACCAAGCCGCCUUCUUCGCUAGAGUCACUUCGUCUGGCCGCCAUGCGCUCGCGGGCAAAGCAACGGACCCCAUCGCAGACAGUGACGCAGAGCGUCGCUGCUGCGUUCAGUCGGGACGAGAAGGACUCGUCAGAAGAUGAGGUUGUUAAGAGGGGUCAGGAAGAUCGGACGCCGUCGCCGAAUGGGCUUGAGCAAAGACAAGCAAUAAGUUUAGCUAUUAGUAAAACCCUUGAUCCCACCCUCCAGACAGCGGUGACCUCGGCCCUAGCGGAUCUCUCCAGCGCAGGACUGUCAUAUCACGACAUCAUCUCUUUUGGAAAUAUCCACCCACUGUUUCUAUCCACUCUUGUCUCUUCAGUCUCUAUUCCGUCCUCGCCGUCACCCGCGGAGGCUAGUACCAAGCCCGCGGAGACUACCACUAUAUCUUCUUCUGCCCCGCAUUCUGAGACUCUGACUGAUCAGAAAGACACUGCAUCAAAGGUCCAAGAGACCCUGGCGGAGCUGGUAGUAGCCGGCUUGUCGUACAAUGACAUCGUCUCCCUCGGCGGCGUCCAUCCUGUGUACUUGGCCCAGCUGGUGCUCCAGGCCCCUGACGAGCUGCCUCAUAAGGUCGACCUGCUAGCCCAGGCUGGUGCUACUAUCGAGCAGGUUUCUGCGUCCCUUGCUGCUUCUGCUGCUUCUACUUCUACUGCUGCUGCUGCUGCUGGUAAGCCUGUGCCGUCUAAAGAGCAAACGGAGUCUCAUCCAACCCCAGCUUCAAGUGAGCCAGCUGCUACGGAGCCCAAGACCACUCCAGCGGUAAAAUCUGACAGUGCGCAAACUGUGAAACAAGACAAGCAAGACAAGCAAGACGCAAAAGACCAGAAUGGAAAUGGAGCAAACGGGAAAUCACCCGCAAAGGGAAAACGCGGACGACCGGCGAAACGGCGCGGAAAAGCCGAGCCCCAGCCUCCCCCUCCUCCUCCUGCUGCUGUUCCACCACCACCACCUCCUCCUCCAGCAGCUCCGACGACUGCGACGGAUCCCGCAGGUGCUGCGCCAACUCCUGAACGGCAAACUCGGAGUAAAAUCAUCACGAACGGCAAAAACUCUGUGACAAUCACGGGUAACAGCGUGAACGUCUCGCGGACGCUGCGGCGGCGCCCUACGGCGAUGGAUUUCGACGACCGGCGAGCGAGCGCGACAAACACAAAGUUCGGGAGCGAUCGCAUGAGGGGAAAGAUUGUGAUUGAGAUGAGUGAUUCUGAGAGCGAGGGUUGAGAUGUACCUGGCUUUUUUUUUAGUUUGUUUUUUUGUGUUACUGUGUGUUUUUUGUCAAGGACGGGCGUUUAUAAGGAGUAGAGAGAACAAGACAUGUCUUUCCUGUUACAAGUCAUGAUACGAGCAGCAUAGCUGCUUUUUUAUGUCUGUCACUGAUUUCCUGGCUUGUUCUUCACUUGUCUUGUCACGUCUUCUGUCUCUUCUCUUUGUUUUUUGUGUAUCCUUCUUGAACGAGUCGGAUGACUUCUAUCUAUGGGUUAUGUAUUACGUCCUCUGCAAUGAUAUGAGCUAUUUACCAUCCUAUUUCCAUCCGUUAUAAAAACAAAUAGAGUCAUGAUACGCCCACGCAUCACCGACAACACGUCUUAAGAAUAACAAGCAAAAUAGAGUUUACAAGUUUUCGA